AGAUUGUCGCCGAGAUGUGUCAAGAAUAGAACUUUCCUCCAGUUUGAAGUCACCUGUGCUUUGUCAUUUCCAAAAGCUGCCUUGCAACAAGUUGAGAAGUGCGAAAAUUCAUUAACGAAGCCUACCCCGUCGGUUGACCUCUGCUCGAGCACGAGUCCUUCUCGCAACGAAAAUCGGGAUGAGCUUGGCCGUGAGAGGCACAGGUCGGUGUGGAAGAUAGGGAAGUUGAAAAUACAGUUUGAGACGGGAAGGGUGCACGCGUGCAGAGAUGCACGAACGGGCGGUGGUUCCUUUGGCCCGGUAGAUAGCGAAGUCGAUGGCAUUACAGUCGUUUCCGUUACCAGCGUCCCGGAUCCCGAGUUCGUCGAUGAAAUAGGAAAUAUCACAGUGCCAGCAGGACGUAACGUGAAAUUAGCCUGCAGUGUCAAGGAUUUAGGGCCGUACAAGAACUACUAAAAUCGUAGAACUCCGUUCACGUGAACUUCAUUUAUUUGAACCAAAUUUUGGUCAAACCAACUCUUCCAAUUACAUGAACGAAAAAUCGUUGGCAGAACAGAGAAUCAGUAUUCUUUUUAUGGACAGUGGAAUUCUAUUGUAAUAUUAUGUUUGAAGUACGUGAACUGUGUGAAAUUUUUAAAUGUAUUAUAUCUUAUAAUAGUACUUUAUAUUUUGAAAGUACGACAUUUGAAACCGAAAUAAUAUUUCAUUUUCAAAAGAAUUAAUAUAUCAACAAUGUAUUCUAAAAUAUGCAGUACAUAUUGUAGUAGUAUAGUAGUUUUUAUUAUAUAUUUUAUAGUAAAAAAUAA
Messenger RNA from Heterotrigona itama, 806 nucleotides. The record is from the annotation of a GenBank genome assembly. NCBI's taxonomy places the organism in Eukaryota, Metazoa, Arthropoda, Insecta, Hymenoptera, Apidae.